UGCGUUUCUAGCGCAAAACAGUCGAAAUUGUCAGCUCGUUGAAAGAGCAUCGCAAAUCGCGUUCGCUCUCUACAUUUGUACACAUUCCCAGUGCUCCCUCACACACAGGGACAAGGAUAUAUCCUACACACACACCUUCGUUUAAAAUGGCUAAAAUAGUUAUCAGUGUUUUGUUGUGCCUGGCCAUGUUUGGCUCCAUGGUGCUCUGCUCACCCGAAUGCCCCUUCCCAAAUGGUCGUUUUGCCUCUGGUGAUCAAUGUGAUGCCUACACAGAGUGUCUGGAUGAUGUGCCCACUGCGAAACUCUGUCCCGAUGGUCUGCUCUUCCAUCAGCGAACCAAAGCCACUGGGGAGUGCACCUAUGCGCCAUAUUCCACCUGCAAGGAGCGAGCUCGCCUGCAGCCUGCCAACGGCACAGACGAAUGCCCCCGACAGUUUGGUUUUUAUCCGAAUGGCGAUGAGACCAAGUGCGGUGUGUACCGCAACUGCGCCCAUGGUGUGGCCAGCAUUACCAAGUGCCCCGAGGGUUUGGCCUUCAACGAGGAGACCUACCAGUGCGACUGGCCCGAUCUAGUGGGUAGCUGCAAUGCCGAAGCCUUUUUGGGUUUCAACUGCCCUGCCGCUGAGCCCGUGGAUGCCAUUGCACCCGAGGUGGAUGUCGGUCCCGAGGGAGAGCUGCGCUACUAUCGUCAUCCGCAGACGUGCAAGAAAUAUUUUGUCUGUGUGAAUGGACAUCCACGUUUGUACAACUGUGGCAAGUAUUUGGCCUUCAACUCAGAGUCGAAGCUCUGCGAUUUCUACAACAAGGUGCCCGAGUGCUAUGCUCUGCUCAAGGAAAAGCAGCGGCUGAAGGCCGAGAAGCAAGCAAAGUUUUAAGGUGGAAAGAGACUGCGUGAGAGAGAGCCCUAAAAGUUUUGGACCAGCGAGAGGCUGAAAGUUUAACAUUUCCUGUGCAAUAAUUAUAUUUUAUUUUUUGUAAAUAUGUAACUGUGACGUUGUGUUUUUGCGUAUUGAAUAAAUGAGUAAAAUAUUUGUAUAUGUAAUAAAU
Messenger RNA from Drosophila guanche, 1047 nucleotides. RefSeq names its product protein obstructor-E. The record is from RefSeq and is a predicted model, not a curated record. Gene Ontology annotation, molecular function: chitin binding. NCBI's taxonomy places the organism in Eukaryota, Metazoa, Arthropoda, Insecta, Diptera, Drosophilidae. The transcript has 2 exons. Bases 147 to 875 code for a protein of 242 amino acids. Gene Ontology annotation, cellular component: extracellular region.